This is a messenger RNA of Saccoglossus kowalevskii, 3260 nucleotides long. RefSeq names its product ubiquitin carboxyl-terminal hydrolase 40-like. The record is from RefSeq and is a predicted model, not a curated record. NCBI's taxonomy places the organism in Eukaryota, Metazoa, Hemichordata, Enteropneusta, Harrimaniidae. Gene Ontology annotation, biological process: protein deubiquitination. Gene Ontology annotation, molecular function: protein binding; cysteine-type deubiquitinase activity. Gene Ontology annotation, cellular component: cytosol; nucleus.
AUGGGACAUCCCCAAAACACCAAAUGGGACAUCCCCAAACCACCAAAUGAGACAUCCCCCAAACACCAAAUGGAACUUCCCCAAACCACCAAAUGGGACAUCCCCCAAAACACCAAAUGGGACAUCUCCCCAAACCACCAAAUGGGACAUCCCCAAUCCACCAAAUGGGACAUCCCCAAAACACUAAAUGGGACAUUCCUCAAAACACCAAAUUGGACAUCUCCAAAAAACCAAAUGAAACAUCCCCAAUCCACCAAUUGGGACAUCCCCAAACCACCGAAUGGGACAUCCCCAAUCCACCAAUUGGGACAUCCCCAAACCACCGAAUGGGACAUCCCCAAACCACCAAAUUGGACAUCCCCAAAACACCAAAUGGAACAUCCCCAAAACACCAAAUGGAACAUCCCCAAACAACCAAAAAGUACAACCCCCAAACCACCAAAUUGUACAUUCCCAAAACGCAAAAUUGUACAUCCCCAAACCACCAAAUGGGAUACCCCAAAACACCAAAUGGGACAUUCCCCAAAACACCAAAUGGGACAUCCCCAAAACACCAAAUGGGACAUCCCCCAAAACACCAAAUGGGACAUCUCCCCAAACCACCAAAUGGGACAUCCCCAAUCCACCAAAUGGGACAUCCCCAAAACACCAAAUGGGACAUUCCUCAAAACACCAAAUUGGACAUCUCCAAAAAACCAAAUGAAACAUCCCCAAUCCACCAAUUGGGACAUCCCCAAACCACCGAAUGGGACAUCCCCAAUCCACCAAUUGGGACAUCCCCAAACCACCGAAUGGGACAUCCCCAAACCACCGAAUGGGACAUCCCCAAACCACGGAAUGGGACAUCCCCAAACCACCAAAUUGGACAUCCCCAAAACACCAAAUGGAACAUCCCCAAAACACCAAAUGGAACAUCCCCAAACAACCAAAAAGUACAACCCCCAAACCACCAAAUUGUACAUUCCCAAAACGCAAAAUUCUAAAGGUCAGCGAAUGUAUGGCAUUCCCAGUAGAAUACAAGAUGAAAUUACUGCUGAGAAUAUUGCAUUAGCUGCCAAUAGAGACAAGUAUGACACACUUGUGAACAUGAUAGAAGUUAAAUUAUUACAUUCCAACUACUGUACUGUAAUAGACGAUGUGUUACAAUUAAGAACCAAUGUUGAUACGUGUGUGACUGCAUUGUCAAUUGACAGAAGGAAAACCAUAGCCGAGUUGGAGACUGCAAUUACAGAGGUGUUUGGUAGCAUGACUCCCUCUCCAGACAUGUGUCUGCACACUGUCAAAGACUUACCUGCAGGUUUGCAUCUGUAUAAUCAUGUCUCAGGUGAAAGACUUGUCAGUAUACAUGAUGCUGGGAUCUCCAAUGAAACACUGUUGUUUGUGUGGAAUGGUAUUCAGGUUGAUGGAGUACCAUUGCACAUUGGCGCAUCAUGUGAGCCAUUGUUGUUAACAAUAACGUAUACAACAACAAACAACACUCGUCCCCAAGAACUGACAAGAACAUUUCGCAAGGACUCUAUCAUUGGUGAAAUUAAAGUUAUAUUAAGUGAUAUAAUUGGUAUUGAUAUAGAAAACUUAGUGUUAAGUUUACAACACACAGUGCCUGUCGUGUUAAGACGUAAUGAUGAUGGUAAAACACUAUCAGAACUCUCCAUUGAAGAUGGAGACAGAAUAACAGCUACAAGUAGUAGCAAAUAUGGGGAUUCUCUUAUGUUAACGCAAGCAGAGGCUGAAAGACAAAGUAAAAUGAUAUCAUUUAUUGUGGAAAACAGAUGCUGUGAAAAGAAUGAAGAGAGCUGGCCUGUCAUUCAUGUGGAGGUUGUUAAAGAUUACAUAACUCUGGUAUUUACUCCAGGUGACCCUGCCAGUGCUAAACCUGAUAUGGAGAUUGUAGUGGACAAGAAUUGUACAAUUAAAAAGUGUUUGACUUUGAUGCUUGAGAAAUCAUGGUUAGAAGGGAGUGCUUGGCAUCUCAGGAAAACCAACUGGUGUGGUGAGGAAGCGGAUGUCUUGGACUACACAGAUGCAACAUUAGAGGAAGAAAAUGUUAAAAAUGGUCAUCACUUACUCCUUGUUGAAGGGAAGUUGCCACCAAGAGGUUUCCUUAGAUUACCGAUAUAUCUGUACAGUACACCAAGCCAAAGUCUCUCCUCAGAUACUGGUAUUGUUUCAAGUAUUACAUCCAGUGUUGAAAGUAAGUUAGGGAGACACAAAUUGACAAACUCAUGUAAGUUAUGUGCUCAAAUUACACCACAGGAAGAAGAUCUUAGUACCAACACAAUCGUGUUAAAUAUCUGUCGGAGAAUGCCAGACACCAGGUCAUACACACCGUGUGAAGAGAUGAUAUUAGAUACAUCUAAAGGCGCUACACCACUGAUAUUAAAACAGACUAUUGCAGAUAGAUUGUGUUUACAGAUGGAGAAUCUACAAAUAGCUAAGCACUGGACUGAACAAUAUGAAUGGAUGAUUCUAGAUGAGUCAUCACUUAAUGCAAAUGUUUUUAAGAAUAAGCAAGGAAAAGGUAAAAGGAAAAACAUGCCAAAAGUAAACUUACGCCAAGGUCCUUUCUACCUAAAGGAUGGAGAUACAGUUGGUGUCAAGGAUAUUCAACAUGAUUCUUCAAACAAAGAUGAUUUCACGACAGUGGAAGACGAUAUUGGUAAAGAAAAACUAAAAAAACAAGCAGAGGAAAGAAAACUAAGGAGAAUGGAAAACCGAUUGAAAAAUGAUGCUGCUGGUGUUGAUGACGAGUCUGGCAGCAAAUCCAAGGACAGGAAACCUGAAGUUGGGAUACAUAUCCAUGUUGGUGACUUCAGAUGAGGACAUUAAUACAGUUUCUGUCAACUGAUGGAAGAAACAGGCCUCAAUGAAGAAUUUAAUAAUCAUUUGUUUAUGAAUGGACACAGUAAAAAUGUGGACUAUUUAAAAGCUAAAAAUACUAAACAACAAAUAGCAAACAAAAAUAAAUAGGAACCAAACAUGUUUCUAUGGAAGCAAUGACUUUGUAAUUUCCCUUGAAAUCCUAGUCUGGCGGCCAUUUUGAAUUGAAAAUUUGUCUUAGUACUGAGGUUCAUAGUUCAAUAACUCAAUAUUGUCAAAAGUUGUGUUAGUCGUGUCCAUGUCUUAAUUAUUCAGACUUAUUCAGAACAUUCGAAAGAUGGAACAGACAAAACGUGUUUGAAAUGAAAUCAACACCUUACUAGAUGACAUAAGCUGAUGAGAUCAAAAUUGUUUUUACUAAUGAAAAUCCAAUGGAAUUU